Molecule: messenger RNA, 1688 nt
Organism: Rhodamnia argentea
Lineage: Eukaryota; Viridiplantae; Streptophyta; Magnoliopsida; Myrtales; Myrtaceae
Product: aldehyde dehydrogenase family 3 member F1-like
Exons: 10
Coding region: 123-1598 (491 amino acids)
Biological process (GO): aldehyde metabolic process
Cellular component (GO): cytoplasm
Molecular function (GO): aldehyde dehydrogenase (NAD+) activity
Source: RefSeq, a predicted model, not a curated record
GACAGGAGCAACCAGUAACCAACCAGGAAAAUAAAUGAGAGGCUGGUCGAUAACUUGAUAUGGAAGAUUAGAAGCACCCUGAAGAGCAGAGCAAACUGUUGGGCAUCGCCUUCUUCGCUGCCAUGGAGACGCUCGGAGACCUGGAAGUUCACUUGGAGGGCAUGAGAGAGUAUUACAGGGGUGGCAACACAAGAGGAGCACCUUGGAGGAAGUCGCAGCUCCAAGGGUUGCUUCGGCUGCUCGAAGAAAGAGAAGCUGAAAUGUUCAUGGCACUUGAACAUGACUUGGGGAAGCAUCCCGUCGAGGCGUAUCGGGACGAGAUAGGAUGCGCGAAAAAGUCUGCGAACUAUGCACUUGGUAGUUUGAAAGGGUGGAUGUCAACCCAAAAGGCUAAACUGCCGCUAGGUGCUGUACUAACGACUGCGGAGAUCAUUCCCGAACCUCUUGGCCUCGUCCUGAUCAUCUCAUCUUGGAAUGUUCCAAUUGGACUCUCCCUGGAACCACUGAUAGGAGCGCUGGCUGCUGGAAACGCGGUGGUCCUAAAACCUUCAGAGUUGGCUCCUAGAUGCUCUUCUCUCCUGGCCAAUGCACUGCCGGCUUAUCUAGACUCUAAGGCCGUCAAGGUUAUUGAAGGCGGUCCUGCCGUUAGUGAACAACUAGUACAGCAAAAGUGGGAUAAAAUACUGUUCACAGGAAGUGCACGAGUAGGUCGCAUGGUCAUGGCUGCAGCAGCGAAUCAUCUGACACCUGUGACUCUUGAGCUGGGCGGGAAGUGUCCUGCCGUACUGGAUUCUCUUUCGAGCUCAUGGGACAGAGAGGUGGCCAUUCAACGGAUUCUCGGGGCGAAAUUUGGUGCCUGUGCUGGUCAAGCUUGCAUAGCCGUUGAUUAUGUCCUAGUGGAGAAACGAUUCAGCUCCAUUUCUCUGGAACUGAUGAAGGUAUGGAUCGGAAAGAUGUUUGGAGAGAACCCGAGAGAAUCGCGCACUAUGGCAAGAAUCGUGAAUAAACACCACUUCUUGAGACUGAAAACUCUUCUAGAAGACCCCAAUGUCAAAGCUUCUAUAGUCCACGGAGGUUCAAUGGAUGAAAACAGCCUGUUUAUCGAGCCAACCAUCUUGCUUGAUCCCCCUCUUGAAUCGGAUUUCAUGCAAGAUGAGAUUUUUGGUCCCUUACUCCCAAUCAUUACGUUGAAGAAGAUCGAGGAUAGCAUCAACUUCAUAAAUUCAAGGCCUAAACCUCUCGCAGUUUACGUCUUCACUCAAAAUGACUCACUCCAGAAAAGGAUGGUAGCGGAAACAUCGUCGGGAAGCUUGACAUUCAAUGAUGCAGUUAUUCAAUACUUGGCCGAUACACUACCGUUUGGAGGUGUUGGCGAGAGUGGCAUGGGCAAUUACCACGGGAAGUUCUCAUUUGAUACAUUCAGCCACCACAAGGCAGUGAUGAGAAGGGGCUUUCUUGUUGACUUCUGGUUCAGAUUCCCUCCUUGGAAUGACCACAAACUGCAGCUAUUUCGGUCCUUGUAUGUUUUCGAUUACCUCGGAGUGCUCCUCACCGUACUCGGAUUGAAGAAAUCCAAACAAGGCUUGAGCAGAGCCUAAGGCUCUUCAGUUCACAGGGGUUCAUCGUUACGUCAAUACAUCCAGGGGGCCUAGUUGCUUUUAUUGAAAGAAUGUAAAGAGCUUGCGUGC